Capsicum annuum is the source of this 608-nucleotide messenger RNA. RefSeq names its product glucan endo-1,3-beta-D-glucosidase-like. The transcript has 3 exons. NCBI's taxonomy places the organism in Eukaryota, Viridiplantae, Streptophyta, Magnoliopsida, Solanales, Solanaceae. The record is from RefSeq and is a predicted model, not a curated record. The coding region runs from base 72 to 398 and encodes 108 amino acids.
UUAUAUUCAAAUAAAAGAAUCAUGCUAUUUAACUGACGGAGCUUCUUAUGUCAAGGCAUAAGCAAUAAACAAUGGAAAAUCUCAAUAUAUUCUCGUGCUUCCUCUUGUUGUUGUUCUUCACAAGGUUUUGUCAGGGAGCCCCUAAUAAAGGGACUUGGUGUGUUGCAAAUUGGUUUGUAAAAGAUGAUGAAUUAAAAGCCUAUCUGGAAGAAACAUGUGAUGGGCGCAUUUGUAGAAACAUUCUACCUGGAUAUCCUUGCUUUGAGCCUAAUAAUUAUCAUAGUCAUGCUUCCUAUAUUCUUAACAAACAGUUUAAGAAAAAUCAUGCUCCAUGUCGUGAGGAUCUCGGCAUGCUAAUACAUAUGAAUCCAUCUUAUGGAGAUUGUAAGUACAAAUGAAAUACCUCAACAAGAGAGUUCGUUCAAUUAGAUGAUGCAAAGUACUUUAGUUUGUAUUAAUUAUGUUAAUCAUAACUAUGAAGCAUCGUUGAACAAAAAAUGAUUGCUUUUUUGAUCAUCUAUUAAUCAUUUUAGCAUAUCUGUAAUAUCCUCUAUUUUAGUAUCUUUAUGAAAUAUAUUUGAGAUAUUAUAGUAGUCUUUUGAUCUGAA